UUUAUUUCAGAAUUACUAGGCAACCCACCCCCAGAUGUGUAAUUUAAAGGUGAUGUGCUUGCAUUGGGAUCUUCAGGAUUUGCUCAAUUGAGCACCAUCAUGUGAUACUGGGAUAUAGUGGAGUUCAGCUUUAAGGGGGUGUCUCCAGCUCUCCUCACCAAUCUUUAGGAUCUGAGCUGGAGAAAUACCAGUGGAUGCUUUUCCCAGUGCCUUGCUCCUUGUUCUCCAUCCUCCCUUCUGCUCCAAACCAUCAGCAAAUCAAGGAACGGAGGAAAAUCAGAACAAUUACAAGAUUGUACCAGGGCAUCAGGGAAACGAAGUGACAGCGUUUGGUGAGAUCCUGCUGCUUGAGUGAUGAGAACUUCUUGAGCUUCUGGAACCAGUGGGGGAAAAAAACCUGUCAGUGCAGUCCAGACCAAUGCAGGACAUGGAUGCUAGUUCCAAUAACAUGAAUACAUCAUUUCUCUCCUCUCUUGGGAAUCAGUCCAUCCCUCUGAACUUCUCAGAGAAGAACUCCAGAAUCCUACACUUCCCAGAUGAAGAUUGCCAUGUUCCAUUGGCCAUGGUCUUCACCUUGGCUUUGGUUUAUGGGGCUGUGAUCAUUCUUGGCGUCUCUGGCAAUCUGGCCUUGAUUAUCAUAAUCUUAAAACAGAAGGAGAUGCGCAAUGUUACCAACAUCCUUAUUGUCAACCUUUCCUUCUCAGACCUUCUAAUGACCAUCAUGUGUCUCCCCUUCACCUUUGUAUACACUUUAAUGGACCACUGGAUUUUUGGGGAGGCCAUGUGCAAGCUGAAUCCUUUUGUGCAGUGUGUCUCAAUCACAGUUUCAGUUUUCUCUUUGGUUCUCAUUGCAAUUGAACGCCAUCAGCUGAUCAUCAAUCCUCGAGGGUGGAGGCCCAAUAACAGACAUGCCUACAUAGGGGUUGCUGCCAUCUGGAUUUUAGCUGUGGCUUCCUCCUUGCCUUUUUUGGUUUAUCAUGUAUUAACUGAUGAACCCUUCAAAAAUAUUACAAUCGAUGAAUAUAAGGACAAAUAUGUGUGCUUGGACUUGUUCCCUUUGGACACUAUCAGGCUUUCUUAUACAACAGCUCUGUUGGUGAUACAGUACUUUGGACCACUUUGUUUUAUAUUUAUUUGCUACUUAAAGAUAUACAUACGCUUAAAAAGAAGGAACAACAUGAUGGACAAGAUGCGAGACAAUAAAUACAGAUCCACUGAAACAAAAAGGAUCAACAUCAUGCUGAUUUCUAUUGUGGUUGCAUUUGCAGUCUGCUGGCUGCCUCUUACCAUCUUUAAUACUGUGUUUGACUGGAAUCAUGAAAUUCUACCUGUUGCCAGCUGCAGCCACAAUUUGUUGUUCUUGAUUUGUCAUCUCACAGCCAUGAUCUCCACUUGUGUGAACCCUAUCUUUUAUGGAUUCCUCAACAAAAAUUUCCAGAGAGACUUACAAUUUUUCUUUCAUUUUUGUGAUUUUCGCUCCAGGGAUGAUGAUUAUGAGACUAUAGCCAUGUCCACAAUGCACACAGAUAUUUCAAAGACCUCUUUGAAGCAAGCAAGCCCAGUCGCAUUUAAAAAAAUAAAUAACGAUUAUGAUGAAAAAAUAUAAUCCCCACCCAUGCAACUCAAAGUAUUGGCAGAAUGGUCAUAGGUGAUAUGGGUCCAAGGAAAAGCACAAAGUUGUAACAAAAUGCAUAAUGAUUUUUUUCUAGGAACUCUCUUGUUACUUUGAAAUUAUAUGCUGUGCAUUUUCCCCUAUUGCUGCAUUAAUAUUCACAGCAGUUAUAUUUGAAUCACAUUAUAAGAUACUGUUGGACCUGUUUCUACUUAGGGUUUUCAUCAGCAUUCUUUUAAUCUUUUAUUGCACAGUUAUGCACGUCUGCACUGAGGUUUAUCUAUUGUAUUUAUUAAAAAAGGAAUAUUUUUCAGCAGUGUGAAUAUAUACAAGCCUAUUGGAAACAAUAGUCUGAAUGAGACUAUCACUAAGAAGACGGUCUGGUAUAAAAUUAGAUCAUUCUGAUUUGAAGAGCUUUAUUUUAAAUCCACUUUUAGAGCAGUAUUAAAUAAAACCACAUUAGCAGGAAUAGAGAAACAAGAAUGGCUCCCUCACAAACCCAAAUUAAAUUAAAUGGUGGUAUGUAUAUGCAUUGUUUAUAGACAUAACUUGUGCUCUAAUCAAUUAGGAACAAAGAAAGAAUUAAGGGACAAUUUUUGUUCUCAUUUACACUGGUGUAUAUCCACAGUAAUUUCAUUGAAAUGAACGGAGUUACUCUGGCUUUUCAUCAGUGUAACUUUGGCAGAAUUUAGCUUUUAAUUAUGUCUUUGAUCCUAAUGUUACAGCUAGAUUUAAUGAUGCUUAUUUCCAGGGCUCGACAGGGCAAUCUACUCGCCCGUGGCAAGUAGAUUUUAGCCCGGCACGGCGCCGCAGCGCGAUCAGUGCAUGCACAGUGCAGUCUGUGCAUGCGCAAUGUGCCAAAUUUUAAAAUUUAAGGUUUCUGUCUGCUAACAUUUGAGGAAAUCAGGACUUUUAGGAUGAAGUUCACUCAAAACAUACAUACCAUUUAAAUACUACUUAAACUCUUUUUUUUUUUUUUUUAAAGGAUCUCAAUCUCAGUAUGUUUAAGAGCCAGAUAUUUGCAUGGGUUGGAAUUUCACUCACAAAAUCAGGACCACAAGAAAAAAAAUGCUGGUCCUUGCUAUCUGAAGUUUUAAUAAUGAUUACUUUGCUAAUCUACAUUAAUAAUUUAGAUCUAUUUUCUGCCCUCAGAUUCACUUAUUAAUUUCUGGAUUUCCUCCAAUACAAUGGAAGAGUUAAGCCAGAUUUGCACCACUGUAAAGGAGGGCAGAAUUUGGCCUGACAUUUAUGUUGGCAUGUUUGGUUGCCAUACACAAAUUCCAUCUUUUGAUCAAUGGGAUUUUCAUCAGUGGAGGCCACUCAUCAUUCACCCGAAAUACAAAUACAGGCAGUCCCCGGGUUACGUACAAGAUAGGGACUGUAGGUUUG
Messenger RNA from Pelodiscus sinensis (Chinese soft-shelled turtle), 3001 nucleotides. RefSeq names its product neuropeptide Y receptor Y1 (gene NPY1R). Gene Ontology annotation, biological process: G protein-coupled receptor signaling pathway. Gene Ontology annotation, molecular function: neuropeptide binding; neuropeptide Y receptor activity. Gene Ontology annotation, cellular component: neuron projection; plasma membrane. The record is from RefSeq and is a predicted model, not a curated record. Lineage: Eukaryota; Metazoa; Chordata; Testudines; Trionychidae.